AAUGAACCACCACUUGUUCCAUAUAAGUACCCAAUAAUCGGACAUACAUUUGAAUAUUAUAAAGAUGUUUUGGGGUUUCUAAAAAAAUGUCAUGAAGAGCAUGGUGAUAUCUUUUCACUUUACAUCUGGGGGACCAUUCAAACUUAUGUUGGAAAUGAAAAUUACAGCGAAAUAUUUAAAAAUCAUCAUAAUUUUGAUUUUCAUGAAGCUCUCAAUGAUACAUUUCCGAUAGCUAAUAUUCUUAAUCGUCCUGAUGAUUAUUUUAAAGAUUUCAAAAAAUUUACAAAAGAAUUUUUACAUGAUUUGGACAAAUAUUCAGAAAGCGUAUACCAUAAAAUUAUUAAAUCAAUUGACGAAAUUCUUGUCGAAGGAAAAGUAAUUCGACCUCCCAUAAACACGAUUCAACAAAUAAUUGCAAGACCAAUUGCAAAUAUAAUUAUUGGUGUGGAAUUAUGUGAUGAUAAAGAAUUACUCAAUACAUUUGUGAGCUUAACGGCAGAUAUAGGUCUUUGGUUAUCAAUUCCUCCCGCUCUUAAUUUUAUUUAUUUCAACUUACAUAGAAAAUUUAUUAUGUUCAAAUUCCGUUAUCUAAACAAUCCAAUAAAAAUUCACCGAAAUGUCAUUCUUACAAAAAUUACUCCCGUCAUUAAUCAACGAAUAUCUGACAAAAAUAAUCUAAGAGAUUCUUGGAAACGUCCAAUCGAUAUAAUGCAAGAAUUAAUGGACAAAUUUAUGGUUGAUGAGAAGAGUGUUGAUAUUGAAAGUGUCGCGGAUUUUAUUAUGAUUUUUAUAUUUUCUAGUGUACACUCAACUUCAUUGACUUUUACACAAUGUUUAUUUGAUUAUGUAAAUAAUCAUGAAUAUCAUAAAGAAUUAUUAGAGGAAGCCGAAAAAAUAUAUGAUGAUGAUAAACUUUUACUUCAUUAUACAAUUAGUAAAUCAGAUAAAAUGGAAAGAUUAGAUCACUUUAUUAAAGAGUCAUUUAGGAUUAAUAGAAUGCCAGUUUCGUUUCCUCAUAAAACUGUUUCUUCGCAAUUUACCUUUGCAAAUGGAUUUCAAGUACCAAAAGGUCGUGUUGUUCAAAUAAUUACCCAACAAAUUUAUUAUGAUCAAAAGGCUUUUGGUUCCGAUCCUGAAAAAUUUAAUCCGAAUCAUCAUGUAAAAUCUCCUGUUACGCGCCCAGAACGUAAUUUUAUUGCAUUUGGAACAGGUAAAUUAUUAUGUCCCGGACGUUUUUUUGCCAUUUAUGAAAUCAAAGUUGCGAUGCAUUAUAUAUUAUUGAAAUAUAAUGUUAAAAGUGUUAGUGGUAAACAUGUAAAACCUAAAAGAAUUGGUGAUUAUAUUCUUCCUAGUGAUGAAGGAUUGAUCUUUGAAAAAAAAAGGAAUGAUAAAGAUUUUCGAAAUAUAAAGUGUAAAUAA
Molecule: messenger RNA, 1419 nt
Organism: Funneliformis geosporum
Lineage: Eukaryota; Fungi; Glomeromycota; Glomeromycetes; Glomerales; Glomeraceae
Source: the annotation of a GenBank genome assembly